AUGGCUGAUUGUCUUGGCCAUCGACCAUUUUCCCUUAUUUCUAGUAAGUCCUCACUUGCUACGAACGAACUCUCAUCUGAACUGUGUCGGCCGCAAGUGAACUUACUGGGGACGCAAGACACCGCCCCGACAUCCGUUAUAUGUAAUUUCCAGUCUUCAUUAAUAGUCACUCCUAACUCCAUCAGACCUAGUUGUUCCAACCCUAUUCUACAAUCCACAGAUACGACACCCCAAUCCUCUUCAGAGAUACCUGCUUCCGAAAGUAAUAUUGUUAACUUUGGGUGUCCACUGUCUCAAAAAUUAUCCAACUUAUCUGCCGUCUCAUCUUUUCCGGCGCUGACAAACUCUCCCCGCCAGAGUAGCCAAUCCCAUGAGCUCGUUUCUUAUUUGCCUUCGAGCUCAUGCUGUCUUGACUCUACUAGUUUCGAGCCCCGUCCACCUGAUUUGGAGUUCGCUUGGCAGAGUUCACAUCAUCUAGGUGCAGAACAGUCCACUCCUGAUCUACUUUCGAGCGACGGGAAUCCGGCCCAUUUCGAGUCUUCCACUUCCGUCAACUGGCCCUCCGGUGCAUCUGAUCUGUUCUUCUCAUCUUCCUGUCAGCAAGCAUCCCUUGAGAAUUAUACCCUGGAAUUCCUAGAGGCGUCAUCUCAUAAGAACCGGAAUUUUGCAAGUAAUGGAGGUUCCAGCUACCAAGACCCUUCCCUGACUUCUUUUGGAUUGACAGAGAUAUCAUCCACUUCGCCUCUUAAGAAGGCCAUUUCUAAUGAACAGAACUCGUUUCCCCUUGAUUCUAUCUCUUUGGAUGAAAAUCGGUCGAAAGAAACUAUCCCUUUGUCAUCCGGCCGAUUUAUUGAUGUUGCCUCAACCUUAGAGCUCUCUGAUAAACCUUCGCUUUCGUCUCUCUCAUCCAUGCCUUCCUUGUUACUUUCGUCUACAUCUUAUAAUUCGCAACAAGUUAUUGGUCUAGAUGGCACAUCUCCUGAACAUUUGCAUUACGCUAGCCUCAGAGAAGGCUGUAUUAUUGCACCAGAUUUACCUGAAGCUUUACCUCGUCCCACUUAUUCACAUUUGAACUCACUUGACUUUCCUGCCUCUUCUGAACAUCCAGCUGUGAUUGUUUCGUCAAGUUCCUUGCCCCGUUCUGUUCCGAGUAGAGAUCUUACUCAUUCUUCAACGAUAUCUAAUGUCCACUUGGACGCCAAGUCACAAUUAAUUUCCUCCAGCUCGGUUUCCUCCGAUGUGCUCAUGGCUACUCCAUCUGUCGAUAUUCCUCCAAAAACGGGAUCAUUUUUGCUACACAAUGGGCCUAGCAGCUUCAAGAUUCCAUUUUCCACUUCCCAAUGCCCAACAUCACAUUAUUUGCUGCCAAAUUCAGACUUGAGUGAUUUGCUUGCAUCCUCGACGCAGGGAAGCAACCCAAAGAUUGCUGAAGUCAGUGAGCACAUGACCUUUCGCAAGCCGGACAAUAAUUUCGCUUUUGGCCAGGUGAGCUGCUCAUCAAUCCCUUAA
This is a messenger RNA of Protopolystoma xenopodis, 1509 nucleotides long. The record is from the annotation of a GenBank genome assembly. Lineage: Eukaryota; Metazoa; Platyhelminthes; Monogenea; Polystomatidea; Polystomatidae.